This is a messenger RNA of Brettanomyces bruxellensis, 1218 nucleotides long. RefSeq lists its product as uncharacterized. Gene Ontology annotation, molecular function: protein binding. Gene Ontology annotation, cellular component: preribosome, large subunit precursor; nucleolus. Gene Ontology annotation, biological process: ribosomal large subunit biogenesis. The record is from RefSeq and is a predicted model, not a curated record. The coding region runs from base 1 to 1218 and encodes 405 amino acids. Lineage: Eukaryota; Fungi; Ascomycota; Pichiomycetes; Pichiales; Pichiaceae. The transcript has a single exon.
AUGAAGAUCCUACUUGCAGCAUCGGACAUCGGCGGUUUGAAGGAGAUCGUGUGUACGCGGGGCACAGAUACAUCCUUACAAAGUGCCCCCCAGCCAGAAGCACUGGAGACGUUUUGCGUGGAAAAGAGAGACACACACAUUUUACACAUAAGGAUAUACCAAGAUCGAUAUGUUGUUACCACGAGGCUUGGUGGCGUGGUUGAUAUUUACGAUUUGCAGAAUGCGUACGAGCUUGUGCGCAAAUAUGACAAUCUUGGGCUGGUGUCUGGGGAGCGAUUUAUCUCAUUGCUUGUUCCAAAGACUGGCGAUGCAUAUUGCUACGCAUGCACGGAUCGGGGCCAGGUUUUUGCGAUAAAUUUGGAGGAUCUAGACACGCAGCCGGAUGCACUACAGCUUCCAAUCAAGUACGUGGAAGGUAAGAAGGAAAUAUCGUGCUUUGCUCAGCAUCCUACGGAGAAAGAUGUAUUUUUGUUCGGCGGCAAGGAGAUCGACUUGCAUGUGACAAAGAUGGACCGCAAGGCCAAGAAAUUCAGCAUUGUGUUCAAGGCGAAGAACGUGUCCACAAACAGAAUCCAGCUCCGGGAGCCGAUAUGGAUAAGCAAGGCGGAAUUUGUCAGUGACAGCACAGAUUCGUUCGAAAUGUUAACAGUUACACGUCAGGGGCAGAUGAGGUACUACGACACCUCAAAGGGCAAGAAGCCACGUGCCAGCUACAAGAUAUCGGCGGAUGCGAUUGUGGCGAUGUCGCUUUUGGACACGGAGAAGAAGCAGGUGAUAUGCUCGGAUACUCAUCGGACUACUGCGAGGUUUGACUAUUCCCGUGGGCUCAUGGAGGGCAAAUACACCGGUUCUGUGGGCUCAACGGGUGCCAUUAGCGUGUUUAGGAAGUCUAACUUGUUGGUGGCAGGAGGCUUGGACAGAUACAUACGGUGUUACGAUAUUGGGAGCCGUGAAUGCCUGGUGAAGGUGUACGUUGGGACAGAAAUUGCGGAUGUGGUGAUUCUCAGCGAUGAGAGGGGAAAGAAGAGGGGUGAGAGGGAGCAGUCCAGCGGGCAGAAGGAGAAGGAGGAAAGUAAAGAUAAUAAAGGUGAUGAAAGCAAUGCUGAUGAAAACAAUGCUGAUGAGAGCGAUAUCGAUAGUGAUGACGAUGCCAUCUGGCACAGAUUGGAGAGCAACCUCGUUAGUGCCAGGAAGAAGCGGCGGUUGGAGCUAAGCUGA